Messenger RNA from Pantherophis guttatus, 1780 nucleotides. It is a transcript of the gene FUNDC2, whose product is annotated as FUN14 domain containing 2. The record is from RefSeq and is a predicted model, not a curated record. Gene Ontology annotation, cellular component: mitochondrial outer membrane. Gene Ontology annotation, biological process: autophagy of mitochondrion. NCBI's taxonomy places the organism in Eukaryota, Metazoa, Chordata, Lepidosauria, Squamata, Colubridae.
GCCCUCCGGAGCGCGAUGGAGGGCUCCGCCUACCCGGGGGAAGAGGAGGAGGAGGAGGAAGAGGAGGAGGACCCGCCUUACGGCCGCGGCGCCCACUCGUGCUCCUCCCUCAUCCGCCUCGAGCAGGAGGCCAAGCGCAGGAAACGGGCGCGGCAGCAGCAGCGGCAGCUCUACACCAACAUGCCAGGGAGGCAGAACAGUGAUGAGGAUGUGCUGGACCUGGCUGAAUACACCAAGAAUCAGCCGUGGUGGCGCAAACUAUUUGGACCGAGUUCAACUUCCAACGAGGAGAAAUACAACGUGGCCACCCAGCUGGCGAUUGGAGGCGUCACAGGAUGGUGCACUGGAUUCAUCUUCCAGAAGGUUGGCAAACUAGCAGCGACCGCAGUAGGAGGAGGCUUCUUUCUGCUCCAGCUUGCAAACCACACGGGGUACGUCAAGAUCGACUGGAAGAUGGUUGAGCGAGACGUGAGCAAAGCUAAGAAGCACCUGAAGUUUUCUAGUAGCACCUCCAGCAAGCUGGCGCCGGAGGUGAAGAGUCAAUUCGAUGAGGUGGUCAGUUUUCUGAAGAGGAACGUCCUGCUGUCCGGAGGUUUCGUUGGCGGCUUCUUGCUCGGCAUGGCUUCUUAGGAAAAUCUCGCCCAAUCUGCCUUUCUACCUGCUGGUCUUGAGGCCAUCUCCCGCUUGGUUCCUCUACUGCCCGAAUAGCCCACUGAAGCAUUCAGCCUCCUGACUUGCCUUUCUUUUGAUAACCUGCAAAGCAGCAACCGGAAACACCGCCGCUAGCCUUCUCCCUCCCCCCCCCCCACUUCCUAUUUUGUUCCUCCUUUUUAAUUUGAUACAGGAGGGAAUUUGGAUCGAUCUUCAAGAUGCAUUCGAUCCCUGCCUGAGAUGCCAGAAAGCUGCAGAAUUGCCCUUCCCACCCUGCCACACAUUUAUUUUUAUUAUUUUUUUCUUCCUUUACUGGCAUAACCUAGACAACUUAACUGUGGAAGGACUCAUAGCAUCUGCUUAUGUGUUCUCAUGAAGUGUCAAGAGUAUCUCCUAGCAGACCAACAGGAAGGAAGCAAGCAGGUCAACAGGACGGGACAAGAGCACGUCUUGAAAUAACUGCCGUCCAGAAACGGCUUCUUCUUCUUCCUGACUUCCUAACAGCGCCUGAGAGCAACAGCUUCUUGGACUCGCUCAUCCAAGUUGUUGUUGUUUUUUUUAAUUUAUACUACAAGAUUACUGGAAUAAUCUGUGGAAACUCUUUGACUCUGCUGUGUGGGAUUCUCUAUAGUCCUCUUUGUCUGACCGGAAGUCUGGAAGACUCGGUAGCGCUGCCUUCUCAAGGAAAAUAUCUUAAAAACUGGGUUCUCUGUUAGUGGAACGGCUGCAGGAUUAGAGUCUUGGCGUUUGCAGCUGUUCAAAGAUACAUUUCGAGUCUUGGUAGCAACUGCUAGCGAAUCCCAGGAGUGGAAUGAACGUGGAGAGUCUCGACCGUCUGGUUCAGAACUCCUGGGCGGCGGGGUGCAGGGUGAAGGGGCAGCUGAGUAGGUUUGCUUAUGCCCUGAGCUCUGCAUAGGAGAAUUAACUUCAGCCCAGAGCCAAAAGCAGCCCAAUUCUGAGCUCCGUUGCCUGAAGUUUGUUUCCCUUUAUAGGAAUCGCAAGAUUGAGCAGAAAGAUAUGCUUUUAGGUAUGCUUUCUCCCAAAAUCCUUGCCGUCUUAUCUGUGCGAUAGCGACAUUAGCUCGUAGAAUGGAAGUUCCUAUAAAUGCAUACAUUAUUGAAUAACAGCA